Trichechus manatus latirostris (Florida manatee) is the source of this 3519-nucleotide messenger RNA. Its product is annotated as zinc finger protein 470. Gene Ontology annotation, molecular function: RNA polymerase II cis-regulatory region sequence-specific DNA binding; DNA-binding transcription factor activity, RNA polymerase II-specific. The transcript is spliced from 8 exons. The record is from RefSeq and is a predicted model, not a curated record. Gene Ontology annotation, cellular component: chromatin; PcG protein complex; nucleus. Gene Ontology annotation, biological process: regulation of transcription by RNA polymerase II; urogenital system development; embryo development. Bases 127 to 2736 code for a protein of 869 amino acids. Lineage: Eukaryota; Metazoa; Chordata; Mammalia; Sirenia; Trichechidae.
GUGAGCAGGCGCCCAGCUGCCGGGUGUGAUUGAGCGUGCGCCCGCGGGGCUGUGUGUGACCGACCGCCGGGGAGGGUGUGACCGGGAGGGCGUCCAUGCGACUUCGGCGAGUGUGUGCGCGCAUCCAUGGGUGACAUGGGGACAGUGAGUGUGAGCAGGGGCGCGCGUGCUCGCGAGCACGAGUCCCUUCUGGGUCGAGGUGGCCCCCGCACCAAGCCGAGGGCAGGCCGACGCCCCACUGCCGGGAGGACGCCAGCGGCUUCCGCCAGACUUGCUAGGGGGAGGCCGAGCCCAAGGAGCGGCCUCACAGCUAAGGGCCAGCGAGGGGCAGUGACCUUGGGUCUUGAGAAGAGAGUUCCGCCUUCCAGGGUCACUGCCCUUCUUCGCCAAGAGAGGAGCUGCAAGCAGGAGGCAGCUGGGGCAGGAAUUGAGCUUCCUAAAGCCAUGUCCCAGAGCUUAGUGAUAUUUGGCGAUGUGUCCGUGGUUUUCUCCCAAGAUGAGUGGGAAUGGCUGAACCCUGCUCAGAGGAGCCUGUACCGGAAUGUGAUGUUGGAGAACUACAGGAACUUGGUCUCCCUGGGACUUUGCAUUUCUAAGCCUGAUAUCAUCUCCUUACUGGAACAAGGAAAAGAGCCCUGGAUGGUGAAGAGAAAGAUGACACGAGGCUGGGGUCCAGACUUGAAGCCUUUGCAGGAGACCAAGGAGUUACCUCCAAAGAAGGACUUUUGUGAAGAAAAGUUAUCCCAGGCAUUGAUCAUGGAGAGAUUUACAAACUAUAGCCUGGAGUGCUCCAUAUUAGAGGAAAACUGGGAUUCCACUGCUCUGUUUGAGAAACAGCCGGGCUUGGUGACUGUCAGGGAUGUGGCUGUAGACUUCUCCCAGCAGAAGAGUUUCUGUAAGACUGUGAUGUGGGAGAACCAUGGUGGCCUGGGGUCAGUAGGAUGUAGUGUUUCUAAGCCAGAUUUGGUCUCCUUACUGGAGCAAGGUACAGAGCCCUGGAUGGUGAAAAGAGAGUUGACAGGAGGCCUGUUCUCAGGCCAGCAAUCUGUAUGUGAGACCCAGAAAUUCUUUCCAAAGCUGGACACAUAUGAUGAAAUGGUGGACAGAAUUUCAGACACUAACCUUGAGUGUUCCAUUUUCAGAGAAAAGUGGGAUUCUGAUGGCUUGUUUGAAAGGAAGCUGGUAGGUCAGGAGACAAAAUUCCGGCAAGGGAUCAUCACUCACAACAAAACCCUCUCUAAGGAAAGAGACCAGACAUAUACCAAAUCUGGAAGAUGGUUCUAUUUGGACAAUUCAGAAGAGAAGGUUCACAAUCGUGAUUUGGUUAAGAAAGGUUUCCCGAAAAACUCAGUGGUGGUAAAACACACAGGAAUCUAUGUAGGAAAAAAACUCUUCAUAUGUAAUGAAUGUAAGAAAACUUUUACCCAGAGCUCAUCCCUUACAGUUCAUCAGAGAAUUCAUACUGGAGAGAAACCCUAUAAAUGUAAUGAAUGUGGGAAAGCCUUCAGUGAUGGUUCAUCCUUUGCACGACAUCAGAGGUGUCACACCGGCAAUAAGCCCUAUGAAUGUGUUGAAUGUGGGAAAGCUUUCAUACAGAACACAUCCCUUAUCCGCCACUGGAGGUACUAUCAUACUGGGGAGAAACCCUUUGAUUGCACUGAUUGUGGGAAAGCCUUCAGUGAUCACAUAGGGCUUAGUCAGCAUAGAAGGAUUCAUACUGGAGAGAAACCUUACAAAUGUGAUGUAUGUGACAAAUCCUUUAGGUAUGGCUCAUCGCUUACGGUGCAUCAAAGGAUUCAUACUGGAGAAAAACCAUACGAGUGUGAUGUUUGUAGGAAAGCCUUCAGCCAUCAUGCAUCGCUCACUCAACAUCAGAGAGUGCAUUCUGGAGAAAAGCCUUUUAAGUGUAAAGAAUGUGGGAAAGCUUUUAGGCAGAAUAUACACCUUGCUAGCCAUUUGAGGAUUCACACUGGAGAGAAGCCCUUUGAAUGUGGAGAAUGUGGGAAAUCCUUCAGCAUCAGCUCACAGCUUGCUACCCACCAGAGAAUUCAUACUGGAGAGAAGCCCUAUGAAUGUAAAGUGUGUAGUAAAGCCUUCACCCAGAAGGCUCAUCUUGCCCAGCAUCAAAAAACCCACACAGGAGAGAAACCCUAUGAGUGUAAGGAAUGCGGCAAAGCCUUCAGCCAGACCACGCACCUUAUUCAACAUCAGAGGGUUCAUACUGGAGAGAAGCCCUAUAAGUGUAUUGAAUGUGGGAAGGCCUUUGGUGACAACUCAUCCUGUACUCAACAUCAGAGACUUCAUACUGGCCAAAGACCUUAUGAAUGUAUUGAGUGUGGGAAGGCAUUCAAGACAAAGUCAUCUCUGAUUUGUCAUUGCAGAAGUCACACUGGAGAGAAACCUUAUGAAUGCAGUGCAUGUGGCAAAGCCUUUAGCCAUCGUCAAUCCCUUAGUGUCCAUCAGAGAAUUCAUUCUGGAAAGAAACCAUAUGAGUGUAAGGAAUGCAGGAAAACCUUCAUCCAAAUCGGACACUUAAAUCAACACAAAAGAGUUCAUACUGGAGAGAGAUCCUAUAACUACAAGAGAAGUAGGAAAGUUUUUAGGCAGACUGUACCCUUUGCUCAUCAUCAGAGAAUGCAUACUGGAGAGUCAUCAGCAAGCCCCUCUUUACCUCCCUCAUCAAGUCCUGUGGACCUAUUUCCCAAAUAUCUAUGGAAUCCAUCCUCACUGUCAUAAUCAUAGUCUCAAGACAUCAUUUCACCUAGACCACACCAAUAGUUUAAAAACUGAUGUAUCUGCCCUUUUUGGUUUGUUUUAUUUUUCUCUUAUAUAAGCUUAUUCUUCACUUUGCAGUCCAAGUGAUUUUUUUGUAAUUCUUUGACUCACGUAAAACUUGUGUUGAAAUCAUUUAAAUUGGUUAAUCCAUACGAUGUGCUUAGCACAGUGUCUGGGCCUUGCUAAGUGUUCAACAAUGUUAGCUGUUUUAGAAACAUUAUUUUUGGACAUUGAAGAGUUACCAUAGUCUGCUCUGAAUAAAAAUGAUGCAUAGAACAAGGCUAGGAGAACCCAGAUUUUAGAGCAGGAACAGGAGUUCUUGAGGUGGAUUGAUGAAGUUUAGCCUAUGUGGGUUUUAAACUUGAUUGCAUGAUGUUGAGUUAGUAUUGUGGCUUUGUAUCUGAAUUCAGUGAACAUAAGGUGAUGUGACCUGUUGUUGAGAAAAUUCAACUUUACUAUAUAUCUGACGACAGUCUUAGAAAGUGCCUGGAUGACAUGGAUGAGUGGGGCACCUGGAACAAAAGAACUAAGCCAAUCAGAAAAAUGCAAGGUUUAUGUGCAUAGAGUUAAAACUACUGGCAUGUUACUCAAAAAUUUAAAAAGAAUGGAAUCCAAUCUAUUUAAAGUUACAUGGGUUUAUAACUGAAUUCUAUUAAACUUUCAAGCAAUCAUUAAAGGUAAACAGAUCUAGAGUUGGGGUCAGCAAACUAUGACUUGUGGCCAAAUUUCCACUGCCUGUUUUUG